AUGGCUGAUCCAGAGAAACAUAAUGAUUAUAAUAGAGCUGAUCGCUCUGCUCGCUCGAGAAAGGUCUACCGUAUAAAAAAUCCAUUUCAACGUCCUGAAGAGGAUGAAGAGAGACAACAAGAUAAUACCCCCGAAACCCAAGACAGCGGCACCGGUGCUAGUAACCAGUACGCGUCGAUGCAGUACUCCUUACCACCUGAAGAGUUUCUUCAGCAAAUGAGGGAACGCGAAAAUCAAUUAUAUCAACAACAACAACUAUCCACCCAAACUUCUAACCUGGGAUACACAGCUACACCACAACCACAGUACCAAUUUUCAACUGUUUCACCCGUUACAUAUGAUAAUAGCCAGCAACCAAGUCAAGUGCCACAGCUUGAGGCGAAAAUGUCUCAAAUUCCCCUGUAUCUCACGAAUUCGAAUUACCAAUAUAGUGGUUCUAAUCCGUUUGGUUUUGAUAACAUACAUAGUACACCAUCACCAAUUUCAUCGCUUGUGUCUACUUCAUUACCAAAUACACAAUUUGUAGGCACACCUUCAAAUAGUUACGUUUCAAGCUCAUCGCCAAUUUAUCUAUCUAGUCCUCCGAAUUUCCAGCAGUAUGUAUCAUCACCAAUAUCUACUGUAAGUUCUGGCACAUCUGAUUAUAGUAAUAAUGGAGUUACAAGUACAUUAGGCAGUAAUUCAUAUAAUUAUGAAAACAAUAACGAAAUCAACAAAAAAAUGCAAAUAGAUCAUUAUGAUAACUCUGCAAAUGGAAUGAGAUUCCCUAUGAAUAUUCACCAAUACCAAAAUGAAUAUUCGAGUUCGACUCCGGUGCCCUCUUCUUCUCCUUAUUCUGAACUUGGUCAUGAUAACUGGCCUAAUUCAGUUGGAGCAAAUUCUAUGCAAAAAUCAUUACAAGAUUAUACAGCUAAUCAAUAUCAAAAUAUUGCUUAUAAUAAUCAUGACGUAAGAUCAGAAUCUAACUCUGAAAAUACAGGUAGUGAUACUCACCGUAUAGGAAAUAUAUCGCCUAAUGCAAACAAUAUUUUAUUCAAUCUAUUUCAACCUGAUUAUCAAGGUCUGAGCAAUGUUAAACCUCGAACUAGAGACGUCGAUCAUGAAACAGCUCAGCCUAAUAACAAUUAUUAUUCUCAUGGUGAUUAUGGGUGGAAAAUGCCUGCAAAGAAGACUGGCUUAAGCAAUCAAGAUGAUUUUCCUUCGAAUAACUAUCAAAGGUAUCAAACUUCCCAAUCGCAAGGAUAUUCUAAUACAGAGGGGGCAAUAAGUCAAAUGACGUUUCAUAUGGAUCUUGGAAGACAUGGCUAUGAACCAAUAUCAAAAUCAAGUCCUGAAACAUUAGACCCUCAAGAAUUUGCAAAAGCAGCUGCAAAAGCUCACGAAAAGCAACAGCAACAACAGCAACAACAACAACAGCAACAACAGCAACAACAUCAACAGCAGCAACAAUUACAAAUUCAACAGCAACAACUAUACGGGAACAAUUAUCCCUCAAACAUGAACAUGAAUAACAAUUAUUUAGGAACUCUAGCACCAGGAAUUUAUAGUGACAGACAGCGAAAUAAAUACAUUGAGAGCACUAAUUCUUACCCCUACAAUAAUAUGCAAAAUGAUCUUAUUACAGCAUCCCCAUACUAUUACGCUAAUUCUAAAGAAAAUAUAGAUGGCAAACCUAAACAGCCAUUUGAUCAUGAUAAAGCAUUAAAAAAUAUUGUACCAAUCGAUGUUUCAAAUGUUGUUUCAAAUUCAGAUUCUCAACAGAAAACUAUUAUGGGAUUAGACAGUAAUAAGAUUAAUUUGCAAAAUAUUGGGAAGGAUUCAACUGAUCAAAAUAUCAAACAAUAUUAUCGAACUGUCACUGACUCUUAUUACAAAGAUAAAAAUGCUAUUUACGGUUUUAAUAUAAAAUCAAAACCCGAUGAGUUUCCACCCAAUGAUAAUAUAAAGCAAGGAGACAAUACAUCACCUUACUUUACAAAGUUACAAACACAAGAUUCAAUUUACAAUCAAGCUCAAAGUGACAAUAAACGGUAUUUAGAUGGGCCUGCUCAAUCUAGUAAUUAUGUCUCACAGUUUAAUAACUAUCCUGAUAAUUCUCAAUCUUCAGCAAACAUUCACAGUUUACAGCGGCCUGCCAAUCAUCUAUCCGAUGUUACAAAUAUUUUAAAAUUGAAUGACAUUCCUCACCGCUUAUCUGGUGAUCCAAUGAGGUUGAACAAUUUUGACCAAUCAUCUCUACCUACUCCACUUCCGAUGAGACUUAACCAAAAUGUUGGUAGCCACCAGUUAGACGUUGCAAAUAGUCUUUUAAAUAAAUUGUUAUUAAGUAAACAAACUAACUUUAACAUAAAUAGACCCGAAAUAGACUCUCAGGCUAGUGGUCUAUUAUCUACAAUUAAUGGUUUUAAAGUGGCAAAUCCUUUCAACGUCGAUUUAAAAUUAGUUGCGGAAAUGUUGAAAGGAAAACAAGCAAUUGACGAUACACAAUUAUUAGGACUACGUGAUCAAUUAAACAGGCCAUCACCGCUCAAAUUCGAUAUCUCACAAUUACAACAAUUGCUUUUGAAAACGGAUAACCCUGGUUAUGGUAGUUUGGGAGACAGUAUUACUGGCUUAGGAAGUCCAUAUUUAGAGAUUUAUAGUUCAGGUCGUUAUCCAUAUCAAGGAGUCAAAUAUUCGAGAAGUCAAGAAGAAGAAGAAAGCAUAGUGCCUAUAGCAGAUGCUUCUAAUACUCAUCCAAUAGGUGCAGUAAUAGAAGAGGGAGAUUUAGCUAACGUCCGUGAAGCAACUACAGGUACUGAAUUAACAGCACAAGACGAUGAUAAUAUUUCAAAUACAUUUGCCGAAGAUAGACCUAAAAUGUCAUAUAGACCAAGAUUUUCGGAUAAGUUAAGACAUCCGAAUGGUUUAAUGCCGGGGCGGCAUUCAUUUCCGAGAAAACACCCUAAAUCUGAGAUUGAUGAGCCUUACCCUUUAUUGAAACCUCCUCCUCCACAAUCGUCUAAGAGUCGAACUGGACGUAGUAAGUUUGAGAAGCACGGACGUCGACGGCGUAUGCCCAGACCUAAAAUGGUCAGACUUAUAAAGACAGAACCACUGUUUGAAGCAGGUAGCGAUGUAGAAGAUGAGGAGCCUUCAUUGCAAACUGUUUUGAGACCCCCAUCUCUGAUUGCGGAGGCAAAAGCUGAUGUGGAUGUUGAAAAGUUAGAAACUUCUUUAGAAUCAUAA
Diatraea saccharalis (sugarcane borer) is the source of this 3228-nucleotide messenger RNA. The record is from the annotation of a GenBank genome assembly. NCBI's taxonomy places the organism in Eukaryota, Metazoa, Arthropoda, Insecta, Lepidoptera, Crambidae.